AUCAGCGGUUAGUAAAUAUGUCCGUGGAGGCCUUUAAGCCGGAGCAGCAACGGCGAAGGGUGUAAAAGUGAAACGUCAAGUUUAGGCUCGUUUAGCUUCAAUAAUGCCGUAUGCUAACCAGCCAACGGUGAAGAUCACGGAGCUGACGGACGAAAAUGUCAAGUUUGUCAUCGAGAACACGGAUUUGGCGGUCGCAAACUCCCUCCGCCGUGUCUUUAUGUCAGAGGUUCCCACGAUAGCCAUCGACUGGAUCCAGAUCGACGCCAAUUCCUCAGUGCUGCACGAUGAGUUCAUCGCACACAGAGUGGGCCUCAUACCCCUCACCAGCGACGACAUCGUGGACAAAAUGCAGUAUUCCAGGGACUGCACCUGCGAGGAUUUCUGUCCCGAGUGUUCGGUGGAGCUCACCCUGGAUGUUCGAUGUAACGAGGACCAGACGCGUCAUGUGACCUCACGUGACCUGCUGUCUAACAACCCCAGAGUCAUCCCGGUGACUUCCAGGAGUCGAGACAACGAUCCCAACGACUACGUCGAGCAAGACGACAUUUUACUGGUGAAGCUCCGUAAAGGUCAGGAGCUUCGGCUCAGAGCUUACGCUAAGAAAGGCUUCGGGAAGGAACACGCCAAGUGGAACCCCACAGCGGGGGUGUCCUUUGAGUAUGACCCCGACAACGCACUGAGGCACACGGUUUAUCCACGACCCGAGGAGUGGCCGAAGAGUGAAUACUCAGAGAUCGAAGAGGAUGAAGUUCAGGCCCCCUACGACCCCAACGGGAAGCCAGAAAGGUUCUAUUACAACGUGGAGUCGUGCGGCUCUCUGCGACCGGAGACCAUCGUCAUGUCGGCGCUGGCUGUCCUCAAGAAGAAGCUGAGUGACCUCCAAACCCAGCUGAGCCACGAGAUCCAGAACGACGUACUGAUCAUCAACUGAAGGACCUUCAUCUCCACCGGGCCCAUCUUCACGUGCUGCAUCCACCCUUGACGCUGGCAGGAUCUCCGAUACUCGACCCAUUCAAAUGUGGGUUGUACAGCUUUGCUGGUCGUAAUAAAUUAAUAUUGUUUGUGAGCUUGUGAGGUCAUUGUUUGAUUUGGAGUUUGAGACUAAUGCAUAUUGAUCUCUGUGUAACUAUAAACUGUUUGUUUUCCUUAAAUGUUCCUUUUUAAAUAAAUAUUUUCUGAAGGAA
Molecule: messenger RNA, 1184 nt
Organism: Archocentrus centrarchus (flier cichlid)
Lineage: Eukaryota; Metazoa; Chordata; Actinopteri; Cichliformes; Cichlidae
Gene: polr2c
Product: RNA polymerase II subunit C
Exons: 9
Coding region: 104-931 (275 amino acids)
Biological process (GO): transcription by RNA polymerase II
Cellular component (GO): RNA polymerase II, core complex
Molecular function (GO): protein dimerization activity
Source: RefSeq, a predicted model, not a curated record